CCUCUCCACUCAGCCAGGGUGGUUGAGCUGAAAGGACCGCGCCCAACACAUCUCGACACCAUGGGACUCACACACGACCCAACCUUCCAGAAACUGGAGAAAUGGUACCAUGAACAUGCUCUGCACCUCAACAUGAGGAAGAUGUUUGAGGAAGACAAGGAGAGAUUCCACAAAUUCAGCACAACACUGAAGACAGAUCAUGGAGACAUUCUGAUUGAUUACUCUAAGAAUCUCAUCACUGAGGAUGUCAUGAAGAUGUUGGUCGAACUGGGCAAGUCCAGGGGGAUUGAGGCCACCAGGGACAAGAUGUUCCAUGGAGACAAGAUCAACUUCACUGAGGGUCGUGCCGUGCUCCACGUGGCUCUGAGGAACCGCUCCAACCAUCCCAUCAUGGUUGACGGACAUGAUGUGAUGCCUGAGGUCAACAAAGUCCUGGAGAAGAUGAAGGGCUUCUGCCACAAAGUUCGCAGUGGGGAGUGGAAGGGCUGGACUGGAAAGUCCAUCACAGACGUUGUUAACGUCGGCAUUGGUGGAUCUGACCUGGGUCCUCUAAUGGUGACUGAGGCUCUGAAGAACUACUCCAAGGGAGGUCCCCGUGUGCAUUUUGUCUCCAACAUUGACGGCACACACAUCUCCAAAACCCUGGCUGAGCUCAAUGCUGAGACCACCCUGUUCAUUGUGGCCUCCAAGACUUUCACCACCCAAGAGACCAUCACCAACGCAGAGUCUGCCAAGGAAUGGUUCAUUGAGCACGCUAAAGAUAAAUCUGCUGUUGCCAAGCACUUUGUGGCGCUCUCCACUGCCGGCCCCUUAGUGAAGGCCUUUGGCAUUGAUCCUGACAACAUGUUUGGCUUCUGGGAUUGGGUUGGUGGACGUUAUUCCCUGUGGUCUUGUAUUGGAUUGUCCAUUGCUCUGCACAUCGGCUAUGACAACUUUGAGAAGCUUCUAGAAGGGGCUCACUGGAUGGACAACCAUUUCAAAACAGCCCCUGUGGAGCAGAACGCUCCCAUGCUCRUGGCUCUGCUGGGUGUCUGGUACAUCAACUUCUUCCAGGCCGAGACCCACGCCAUGCUGCCUUAUGACCAGUACAUGCACCGAUUCGCUGCCUAUUUCCAGCAGGGUGACAUGGAGUCCAAUGGAAAGUACAUCACUAUCCAUGGCAAACGUGUCAACUACCAUACCGGCCCCAUCGUAUGGGGAGAGCCUGGCACCAAUGGACAGCACGCCUUCUACCAGCUCAUUCACCAAGGAACUCGCAUGGUCCCCGCUGACUUCCUCAUCCCUGCCCAGACACAGCACCCCAUCAGGGAAAGUAAGCACCAUAAGAUCCUGAUGGCCAACUUCCUGGCUCAGACUGAGGCUCUGAUGAAAGGAAAGACCACAGAGGAGGCUAAGAAGGAACUGGAGGCCGGCGGCCUGACAGGAGAGGCCCUGGAAACCAUUCUGCCACACAAAGUAUUCCAAGGAAACAAGCCAACCAACUCUAUUGUCUUCAAGAAGCUGAACCCAUUCACACUGGGAGCACUUAUUGCCAUGUAUGAACACAAGAUCUUUGUCCAGGGUGUUAUGUGGGAGAUCAACAGUUUUGACCAGUGGGGAGUUGAGCUGGGUAAGGCUUUGUGUAAGAAGAUCGAGCCUGAGCUACAUGGCUCCAACGAGGUCCACUCUCACGACUCCUCCACCAACGGGCUCAUUAACUUUAUCAAGAAGAACCACGCCUAACCUGCCCACCACCGUCAUCCAUCCUCCCUGUCCUGCCCCCCUGCUGACGGGGGUGUCUGGGCUGUAGUGAAGGUAGACUCACUGCAGCAUCAGUCACCGUGCAGAGGAGUAGAAGCACUUUCUAUGUCUGUAAUCAUCUGUCUGCGUCCUCUCUGUUUGUUGUGACAUCGGACUGUAUUUUACGUACUGUUGUAUGUUUAAGCAAUAAGGUCCGAGUCGGUGUGGUAUAUGGCCAAUAUACCACGGCUAAGGGCUCUUCUUAGGCAAUACGC
Molecule: messenger RNA, 1994 nt
Organism: Salvelinus sp. IW2-2015
Lineage: Eukaryota; Metazoa; Chordata; Actinopteri; Salmoniformes; Salmonidae
Product: glucose-6-phosphate isomerase-like
Biological process (GO): glycolytic process; gluconeogenesis; glucose 6-phosphate metabolic process
Cellular component (GO): cytosol
Molecular function (GO): monosaccharide binding; glucose-6-phosphate isomerase activity; carbohydrate derivative binding
Source: RefSeq, a predicted model, not a curated record